Molecule: messenger RNA, 2664 nt
Organism: Dendronephthya gigantea
Lineage: Eukaryota; Metazoa; Cnidaria; Anthozoa; Malacalcyonacea; Nephtheidae
Exons: 9
Coding region: 1-2367 (788 amino acids)
Source: RefSeq, a predicted model, not a curated record
AUGGUAACUUCCAGCCUUGUCAAAAGCAACCCAUUCCGCGCACGCGCACCUGCUUCUUCGUCUUCAUCCGAUCUUAUUAGAGGCUAUCGUUUCCCUGUACCAGCUGGAAUAGAACCUAAGUUUAAAUUGCUAGAAGGCGAUGUGGCUCAUUGUAUAACUUUCCCAAAAAACGAACUCAAAAAAUAUGUGUCAGCCUUUGCAAAUUCUCGUGGUGGAGAGUUAUAUUAUGGUGUUACUUCUGAGGGAGUUAUUCGUGGAGUAAUAAUUUCAAUGCACGAAAUAGAAGAAAUUAGGAAAAGAGUUGCUAAGGAAAUCUCGUCCCUGAUUUGGCCAAGACAUGUCGGAAGUAUACAACAAUUUUGGGAAAUUACUUUCCGGCAUGUCAAAGACACUAAAGCAGCAAGCGUAAAAUAUAAACAUUCUUUUUAUCCCAACCUUUAUGUCAUAACAAUCAUCGUCUACCCUUGCCAGGGUGGUGUGUUCGUUGAGGAUCCCCUUAGUUUUCACGUUGUUGAAAAUGAAGUUCGGAACCUGACCUUUUCCAAUUGGUUUGCACGCAUGCAAAAUCUAUCUACAGAAGAGGUUGACAGGACAGUUACAUGCGUAAAACUGGAAGCAACUGGAAAUGCUUCAGGCAGAUGCUAUACUCAGAUGUCGCUGAAAAGGUUAGAUUGGGUCGAAAAUGUUAACUUUGUUGAUGUGAACGAGAGAUGGAAUAAACGACAGUUAGAAAUUGUCUACAAAUACAGCAAAAAACCUCGCACCGAGGAGAUUGUGGACUUUGUUGGACAGGAAUCACCGCCUUUCGUUGUUUUUCGGGAAGGGUCAAAAGAUGAAUGGUUUGAAAAAAAUAUUCUUGACAUGAAUUAUGAUAUGAAACAGGUUUAUGUGAAUAAAUUGAAAAGUGAAAGGUUUGAGUGGAUUGAAGAUUUCAAAAUUGUUGAUACACCCGAGGAACGUUACAAACAUAGUUUAGAAGUUAUCUGUAAACUAGGCAAAGUACCUUGUACUGCAGAUAUUGAGCAAUUGUUUGGCGAAGAUAUACUUCCAUUUGUUUCUUACAAGGAGUCUACAGAUAGCAGAAAGUCGUUUGAAAAAAUUAUAUUUGAUGGAAACAACAUCGUAAAAGAAACGUACAAGAAAAAACUGGAGGGGUUGGAAUGGGUUAAAAGUUUUCAACUCGCCGGGGAAUCCGAUGAUCGCCACUUGGAAAUCGUUUACAAAUUUGGCAACGCACCUCAAGUUCCGGACAUCGUAAAUAUUUUUCCAGAAAACAUUCUUCCUUUCGUUAGAUAUCGGGAAGAAUCAAAAGAUGAAUGGUUUGAAGAAAACGUGCUUGAUGAGAAUUAUGACAUGAAAGAGAUUUAUGUACAUGAGUUGAUAAGUGAAAGAUUCCCUUGGGUUAAAGAUUUCUAUAUCAGUGUCACAAGUGAUCCUGAGAGUUCCUGGCAAAUAUUCAUCACCUACGCUCGAAACACGAUGCCUUCCAUGAAAGACCUAAAAAAACUCUUUGGUGUUAAAAUUGCCUCGUUUGUUGAUUUUAUCCCAGAAAGUGACGCGAGCGAUAAGAAGCCACUAACUUCCUCUUGUUUUCUUCGAGCACCUAGUUCAGGUGAUUCCCUCUACGUUCAAAAUGAAGAACGUGGAACAAUAGGAAUCCUUGCCACUCGGAUAUCAGACACACAUGACCACUACGCAGUCACCUGCUAUCAUGUCUGCUACUGCCAGAGCGAAUUACCCGAAUUCAUACACGAUGCACACGACACACUAAAGGAGGACUGCGGCUCAAACGCAUCACUUGGUUGUUUUGCUACCAAGUGCCAUUAUAUUAACAAAGAUACAGAAUUAGGAAAUUUUGGAUGUGGCUUGUACGACGACAAAAAUGAUAUCGCCCUUAUCGAGCUUGCACCAGGGCUAACCUGCAAUGAGGCCACUACUCUUCUUAAAGAUGGAGUUGAAUCAAAACUGCUUGGUAAAAAAGAAGUCGGAGAAAUAUAUAAGGAGUACAAGAAAAAGGGUGAGGACAUAUUCCCCAAAGUAAAAAAAAUUGGUUCGGUAACUAAAGAAACAGAAGGAAUACUCUAUGCAAUAAGUGGAGCACCAAAAUCAAAUGGUAUGAACAAUGGUUUUUAUAGAAUUCGAGGAACUGGUGAAAACGACUUUGCCGAGAAAGGGGAUUCGGGCUCUUUGGUUUACAUCGUAGAUAAAGGUAAAAAUUUUCCAUUUGCUAUUGUAAGCAAUAAAGACCCUGACGAUGAUGUCUACUAUUGUCCAAAUCUACUUCAGAGCAUAGAGGCGUUAGGUAAAGAGUAUCAUUCGAUAAGGAUUCAACCUUGUUUAAACCAAUGUGGUCGUACUAAUCCAUGAUAUCUCGUGUCGACAUGAUAUUGAUUCAACAGAGAAACAGGACUAAGAAAUCACCUCAAGUUUAUUGAUGUCUUGGACUUUUCCUAUGAUAGAACUUCCACCGUCGUAUGCAUAUUUAUUGUAUCACAACUAUAGUCUUAGUCUUCAAAGAAGCCCUACACAAUGCUAUUAUUUAACGCUACAAACAAUGGCGAACUGGCCUAAUUUUAAUUAAUAAAGUAAACUUGUUGGCACGUUCACACGAGCAAAUAAAACAUUUCAAAGGAAGAUGCCACAUUUUGCUUGUCAAGUUCGGCC